Molecule: messenger RNA, 1767 nt
Organism: Brettanomyces nanus
Lineage: Eukaryota; Fungi; Ascomycota; Pichiomycetes; Pichiales; Pichiaceae
Exons: 1
Coding region: 1-1767 (588 amino acids)
Biological process (GO): positive regulation of ubiquitin protein ligase activity; positive regulation of anaphase-promoting complex-dependent catabolic process; anaphase-promoting complex-dependent catabolic process
Cellular component (GO): anaphase-promoting complex
Molecular function (GO): ubiquitin ligase activator activity; anaphase-promoting complex binding; protein binding
Source: RefSeq, a predicted model, not a curated record
AUGGCAUCGCCUAAUCAUAGGAUAGUAUUUGGAAAUACUAGUCCCAAUCUAAUUAAUCAGUCGACAAAUUCGAUCUUUAAUGGGAAGAAGUUAAAGUCGCCGGACUUCAAGGUGGUGGAUUCCGAUUGGACAUCAUUGCCACCUCCAUCGGCUACUGCUACUGAAUCGACGCUCAGCAGUGCCAAUUUCCAGAAGCUAUCACUCAGACAUAAUUCACAUAGCGGGAGCAGUCAGUCUGGGUCAAAAUCGAGAUCGAGAUCUCACUCCAGACGCAACUCCAGGUCGAGUUUGAACUUUUUAUUUGGAUCCAUUGAUAAAGAUAAGAGCGUUGGAAAGGAUACCAGAUCAGAACUAUUAACUCUGCCUCACAAUCGGCAUAGAAGUCAUAAUGAUAUAUUCGAGACACGCAGUAACGGCAAUACGUCGCCAAAAAGACUUCGCAGAUCCAAUACCUCAGAGCUUUUGGAUAGAUUUAUUCCUUCUAGACAUACGACUUCGGGUAAAAUGAGUCUUGGAGAUGUUGAUUUAAAGUCCUGUGCAUUACCAAUAGAUCAUUUAGCAUGUCAGACCUCCAAGAUAUACCAAAAUACGGUGGCGGAAGCUUGUGGAUUGGAAGUGGGUGAAAGGAUCCUUCAAUUUCAGCCUUGUAUGCCAGAAAGAGAAGUUUCCUGUACCACUGCUACGGGAACAACGACUACUUCUGGAGUCAAUAUGUCAACAUCGGCAUCUAACUCUACGACUAAUGCAUUUGGUGGAAUGCUUUCAGCUUCUGCUGUUCAAUCUAGGCUUAAAAAAAUGCCUACAUGUCCUCAGAAGGUUCUGGAUGCUCCGUGCUUUGUGGACGACUUUUACCUAAAUCUAAUCGAUUGGUCCAAUUCUAACGUUUUGGCUAUUGCUUUGAGUAACAGUGUUUACUGUUGGAACGCAGAAACAGGGGAUAUUGAUCAGCUGACCGAGUCCAGUUGUCCUAUAUGCUCUGUCCGAUGGUCUGAGGAUGGAUAUUAUCUUUCAGUAGGACUAGAAGAUGGCUCUAUAGAGAUAUGGGAUGUUGAGACGUCUGAGAAACUACGUUCCAUGCUUGGACAUGACAGCCGUGUCUCAUCAGCAUGCUGGAACCAGCAUCUGCUCACUACAGGAAGUAGAUCAGGCCAGCUAUUUCAUCACGACGUACGGAUUCAGCAGCAUCAAGUGGCCGAUCUAGUAGGCCAUACUGCAGAAGUGUGCGGAGUGGAAUGGAGAUCGGAUGGGCUGCAAUUGGCCUCUGGUGGUAACGAUAACGUGGUUAAUAUAUGGGAUGCCCGUGCCAGCACUCCUCAGUUCACAAAAACGGCACAUACAGCAGCCGUAAAAGCAUUGGCAUGGUGCCCCAGUCACACGUCUCUCUUGGCUACAGGAGGUGGAUCGGCAUGUAAGAAGAUCCACUUCUGGAACACUGCUACAGGUGCCAGAGUCAACACUAUCGACACGGAAUCGCAAGUUUCGUCGCUAAGAUGGGGAUACAGUAACGGAAUAGGAAUGGAAAUAGCUGCCACACACGGAUUUCCUAACAAUGAUAUCAGUGUGUAUGCAUAUCCGGCUCUACAAAAGACCGGAGUUGUAAUAGAUGCACACGAAUCCAGAGUUUUAGCCAGUUGUUUAUCUCCGGAUGGAACUACACUGGCCACAGUAGCAGGAGACGAGAACUUGAAGUUCUGGAAGCUAUUUGACUACGUCAUAAAUAAGGAUGACGAAUUGACUGGUAAAGGAAUGAAUAAAGUGAUUAGAUAG